ACAAGUAAUACGUCAUGCAGGUGCGGAGAGGAUAAAGUAAAAUAUGAUGCUAACUUUGUCGCUUGUAACGACGGACAAAGAAAAUCCAAAUGUCCUUGCCUCAAAUUGGGUAGGCCUUGUAAAGCAACAUGUCACUGCAAAAAUUGUGCAAAUCCUAUUGCUGCCAAAAUUCCACCAAAUGUGGAUGAUAUUUCACCUCCUUCAGAGAUAAAUAGAAAGCGCAAAAGGACCGGAACAUUUCAUUAUAAGAGAGUUCGAAGUGCCGACUACUUAAUUUCACGAAACCUCGAGCCAGUUUCUAAGAUAUGGACUGCAUUUGAGCAAUCCUUGUUGCUAACUGUUACGGCGUUCGUGGUCUCCACCUUGGUUUCUCCCAGCCUAGAGAACAUACCUCGACUUUAUAACCAUGUAGCCGAGUCCCAACAUUGUCAAGAGGCAGAAUUUCCCAUAAGAACAAAAAAUGCCUUACAGUUUGCUGGCAAACUAAAGCAGCCGCAAGAAAAAAAAUGA
Molecule: messenger RNA, 510 nt
Organism: Porites evermanni
Lineage: Eukaryota; Metazoa; Cnidaria; Anthozoa; Scleractinia; Poritidae
Source: the annotation of a GenBank genome assembly